Messenger RNA from Chlamydomonas reinhardtii, 2633 nucleotides. RefSeq lists its product as uncharacterized. The coding region runs from base 378 to 1409 and encodes 343 amino acids. The record is from RefSeq and is a predicted model, not a curated record. The transcript has 5 exons. Lineage: Eukaryota; Viridiplantae; Chlorophyta; Chlorophyceae; Chlamydomonadales; Chlamydomonadaceae.
AUUACAGGACCAGAGGCGUGCCCAGAGCAGACCGUGACCCUUGCGCAGCUUCUCGAAGGACGGCAAGUGUUUGCGUGUUGAUGUGCGGCAAACUGAGCAUGCAGCUAUAUCGCCGUAUGACCAUUAGAUGAAAGUUGCUGUUUCUACAGAGACAGCGCCAUCAGAGCAGUCGCUGGACCUGGACUAGCGAUCGCGGGCUGCAUGGGAUUUUGCAGCGGGAAAAAGCGGCAAACUUGACCUGGUCACGCGUUAGGAGAGUUCUGGGUCUGUUGGUUUGUUCUAAAGACUAUUUGCCGCCGUCCCUUGAUAUAUAGAGAGGACGGGACGGGGCACUUCUUGAAAGAGCAGGGCUUGUUCAGCAGGAUCCAGUAGUAACCAUGACUUCGAACGCGUAUCGAACGGAACAGGAUCGGAUUGACCAUCUCACGAUGGCAAUCACGAACCCGAACGUCGUGGGCUCGGGCUUCAUCGCGUUCCCUCCCCAGAAGCCGUUCGAGAAGCCGGUUGUGUUCCAGCCGCCGACGGUCGCGCACCUGGAGUUCCCCAGCGAGUACCAGGACUAUAUCAAGGCGACUGGUACCGCGCCACCUGCUGCUAACGGCGUUGUGAAGCCGCCUGUGCCGGCCCCUGGCCCUGCGGCCCCGGCCACACCCGGUGUGCGCCCGCCGGCACCGAUGGCCCCCCAGGGUGUGCGCCCGCCGGCCCACGCGCCGCCGCCGCACCAGCCGCCGCAUCGGCCUCCCCACCAGGGCGGCUAUCACCCGCCACCCGGCGCGCGCGCACCGGCGCCUCAGGGUGCUCCUCUGCGGCUGCCCCAGGGGCCCCCGCCCGGGCGGCACGUGCCGCCGCCGCAGCAGUACGGCGCGCGCCCGGCUGGCCCUCCCCACGGUGCUCCCCACGGACACGGCCCGGCGCACCACGGCGCCCCCCACCACGGGCCCGCGCACCCCGGCCCCCGCCCGGCCCAGAACGGCCCCGCGCACCACGCGCCGGCCCACCACGCUCCCGCGCACCACGCGCCGCGCCCGGGUGCUCCGCCGCACGCCGGCCCCCGGCCCGCCGGCCCGCCGCCGCACGCGGCCCCUCGCCCUGCGGCAGCCAUGCCGCCGCCGCGGCCAGCGGCGCACGCGCCCGCUCCCGCGGCCCACCACCCGCCGGCUCGCCCGGUGCCCGCGGCGCCCUCGGCCGCUCAGGUGCAGGCGGCGGCUGCCGCCAAGGCGCAGGCGGCUGCGCAGGCGCAGGCGGCGGCUGCGGCGCUGGCACAGAGGGCGGCGGCCAUGAACGUCAAGGAGUCUGAGAGCGAGGACGGCGACGACGAUGGCGCGAACGGCGGCAUGACCAAGUCGCAGAAGAAGCGCCUGCGCAAGAAGCUGCGCGACCAGGCGGCAGCGGCGGCUGCCGCCAAGUAAACGGCGUGUCGCCGAAUGCUCGUUUUGUGUGCCCUCGGCAGCGGCGUAAAUUUGCCGGGUGACAGAGGCGCCCAGGGCGGCGCACGGGCGGGAGCGGAGGCUUUGCGGAAUGGAGGCGCGCGGCUGGAAGCGGCGCUGUCGGAUAGCUGGGCGCGAGGAGCUGGUGGCGGUAAGGGCUGGUCGAGAGCCCAGGAGUAGCGGGUUAAGUCUGUCCGGCUACAGCGAGGGCGCGGUAGCGGAGGCUUGGAGCUGAGGUGUCGGUCGCCGCUGACGUCCGCUUUUAAACACAUGCGGUGUCAUGUGCGCGUGAGGUGGCCACUGGACCGCGCCAGGCGGAUGCCGGCGCGGCGUGGUAGGAUGGAGAGGGUGAUCGCGUGGACGCCGAAGUACUAGAGCGUGUCUCUGGUCGCGGCGUGCGCGGCGGUCCGUCCCUCCAGACAAGGCGGGAGCCAGGUCUGAUAUGGUGUACGGCGUGUGUGGCGUGUGAUCGUGUUCAAAAGUCGCCGGGCCGCGCGCCUAGAGGCCUUGUGCGCAGCGCGGCGGUUGUGCUGGUCCUGUGGUGCAGUCGGGCUUUUUUCUUUGCCCCGAGCCAAACAGGGACGUCCGCUUGCGAUGGGUGUGGUCGCAGGCUGGGGGAGGGGUGACGUGGCGGGGGCUGACGCUGCGCUUGGCGCCGAGGGCGGGCACGGGCGGGCGGCCAGCGGCCUGUGUUUGGCGGGAGGCUCGGCAUAUGAGGUGGACGUGACAGAGCCGCGGGCUCGGCCGGUGUGCGCUCUUUCGCCGCUGCCGUAGAAACGAGAGCAGUCGCGCAGCAGGGUGCGAAUGGCGUGGCACGGCAGCGUGCCAAGCGCCAGCACUGUUUCAUGCUGCCGACCGCGCGUGUGGAUCACGCACGUGGCUGCAAGGGGCGCGUGCGUCGGGUGUGGUACAUGCGCGCGACGGUUAGGCGCGUGUCCUGGGUUUGGUGGGGCGCCGUGAUGUGAUGCGACUUGGCUUGCAGGCGGAUUGCAUGAGUCAGAGCCCUUGCUAGGAGGUUUGAAGGUCGCUAACGAGCCCACAGUGAAUUGGGGGCGCUGUCGCGGAGCCUUGGCCGUGCUUGCGGCGCCAGUGGCAGUAUAAAUGCCCAACGCCGGCAUUACCUAUUACCAAUGAGCGGGGAAACAGGCAGUGACGGAGUCUGGUGUGGACGGGCGCCGAGUGCAAGACUUUAAAGCUUGGGCUCCA